ACUCAUUCCUUGCUCACCUAAAACAUCCCCCCUUUCUUUAAUUACAAAAUCAAAAUGAACAUUAAACAGCAGCAGCAAAGAAUUACAUACAGUGAGUUAAACAAUAUGAUCAUUUCCAUUCCUAAAACCCUUGUUUCUUCUUCUCAGUUUAUUACCUCCAAAAGCUCCAAUCUUUCUCAGUCACAAAAAUUCACUUCAGAGAGAUACUUUAAUGUGUUUAACAGAAAUGGAGAGCAGAAGAAAUUGAUUUUCGGAGAUUCUAAGAAAUGGGGGUCUUGUGGCAAGCUUGGUUUUAGAGUGGGUUUCUCAGCUUCUGAUGGAUUGAGUUUAGAUUCUUCAGAUGAUUCUGAUUUCAUUAAGAAAAGAAAAGUUGUGGAUCACAUUACUUUGCUGAAAGCAAAAGAGGGUUUAUCGGACGAAGAUGAGAAAGAUAUGUUAGAUCAUCUUUACACAUCUCAGUAUCAGAUGGGUGGAAUUAUUGCAAUUUCAUUAGGCCGUGCCCGGAAUAAGAACCUUGAUGGUUACACUCACGCGGUGUACAUGCGUUUCCAAGGAAAGGAAGAUCUUGUGAAGUUUUAUGAGAAUGAGUUCUACUUGGGAGUUCUUAAGGACCAUGUCAUGCCUUACUCCCAUGAAUUGCGUUAUGUGGAUUACGAAGCUGAAGUAGAAGAUGACAUUCUGCCCAUAUUUCGGAAAGGACAGGAAUUCAAUUACGGUCUGGAGUUCAUGCUUCUAAUUUCAGUUGCGGAGAGUGAACAUGGUGAGCCCAUAGAAGAUGCUUUGCUUGCGCAUGCAAAUUUGGCCAGGGAUUUUCCAUCCUUGAUUGUACAAUUUACUCAAGGAUCCAAUUUUAAUCUCAGCAGUAAAGAAUACUCACAUGCUGUAGUUAUACGCUUUCGAUCAACUGAGGCCUUUGAGAUGUUUGUAGGUAACUCAGAAUACAGAGAGAUGUGGACCUCAAAAUUUGCACCAAUUGUACAGAAAACUCUGGCAAUAGAUUUUACUAUUGAUCCCGUCGGAACUGAACUUAUGUAGCUGGAUCUGCAUAGCUGGACAGUUAUCGGGUCUCUUUCCUUGCUGACCUACUCGUGGAAUAUUCCCAGAAAAAAUUAGAUGGCAAAGAAAUAUGUACGUGCAGUUUCUUGCAAGGAGAUCCACCAAGAGGUUGGUGAUUUUUAUCUCACAAAUUUAUAGAAUUGGAUCUUUAUACGCACUGAGAAUGUCAAUAACAGUGUGUUCUUGCUGCCAAAUGUAUUACCUGGAUUAUCAGUUGUUUUAAAUACAGCAAAAUUCAUGUCAAAUCGUGGUCCAUUUAUAUUUUCUCUUUGUAGUGGCUUACUUAUAAAUGUAUGUAAAUCAAGCUGUAUACAUUUCUAAAAUAAAUAAUAAUACAUAAUUCUGUACAUGAGAUUUGUCGGUUCC
Messenger RNA from Papaver somniferum (opium poppy), 1422 nucleotides. RefSeq lists its product as uncharacterized. The record is from RefSeq and is a predicted model, not a curated record. Lineage: Eukaryota; Viridiplantae; Streptophyta; Magnoliopsida; Ranunculales; Papaveraceae. The coding region runs from base 55 to 1035 and encodes 326 amino acids. The transcript is spliced from 9 exons.